Molecule: messenger RNA, 3529 nt
Organism: Liolophura sinensis
Lineage: Eukaryota; Metazoa; Mollusca; Polyplacophora; Chitonida; Chitonidae
Product: glycosyl hydrolase YngK-like
Exons: 2
Coding region: 393-1835 (480 amino acids)
Source: RefSeq, a predicted model, not a curated record
UAGGCCCUAUGAUAGCUACGGACCGAUACGGCAGGAUUCAGUCGUAUAUUUCGAUGCAUAUCUGAUUUUGAUAGUUACAGAGUAAAGCCGUCGUUUUCCAAGCAUAGGGUCGGGGAAAGGAGCUAACUUUUCUGGCGUUAUACACACGGUUUAUGACGACUUAUAAUGUACGCUGGUGGUACCUGUGCAUGCCUUUACGAUCACCAAGUGUACGUAUCAUAUCAGUGUCAGUUUAAAACGUUGCCUUCUUCUUACAGCUGUAUGGCUGACAGUCGGUCAUUUUCUCAUGCUUGAUAAGAGACUGCAUAUCCCGGCCGAGGAUCGCGCUUAUAUGAAUAUAGCCGCAACUGCUCACAAGUGAGGACAACAACGAUACGUGUCACAGAAUCAAGAUGACCCCGUCCCCACUCCUAACCACAGGCAUAGUUUGUAUGCUCUCAGGAGCUUUUGGCCAGACAUGGCCAUCUCGGGAAUUCCGAGCCGUCUGGGUAGCAACGGUGGCCAACUUAGACUGGCCCUCGUCCAAACACCUCUCAUCUUCUCAACAGCAAGCUGAAAUGGUGGCUCUUCUGGACAAGAUGGAGACGCUGAAUCUAAAUUCACUGGUCUUCCAGAUCCGCCCAGCAUCUGACGCGGUGUAUAACUCCAGCUUAGAGCCUUGGAGUCGAUAUCUGUCAGGGACUGAAGGUAAUCCCCCAUCACCCUUCUACGACCCUCUUCAGUUUGUCCUUAAUGAAAGUCAUAAGAGGAACAUCGAGGUACACGCAUGGUUCAACCCCUACCGAGCUUACUUAGACGGCUGGUUGGCCAAGAAGUAUCCUCAGUACGCCCAUUCCAUUGGUGGAAAUUCGGUUGUAAUGGACCCAGGUGCAAAGGUCGUGCAAGACCACGUGUACAACGUGUUUACUGACGUCAUCAAUCGUUACGACAUUGAUGGUGUCCACAUGGACGACUACUUCUACCCUUAUCCUGGGUCAGCCGUACACUUUGACGACCAUAUCACUUACAACGCUUACAAGGCAGCUGGGGGAAAGCUCUCUCUUGCUGACUGGCGAAGAGACAAUGUUAAUACACUUGUAAAGCGCCUGUCAGACAUGAUACACGUCAAAAAGCCGUGGGUUAAGUUUGGGAUCUCCCCUUUUGGAAUUUGGGAAGCGGGUCACCCGCCAGGUAUUACGGGCCUGUCCUCUUACGAUGCCAUAUACGCCGACUCGCGAAAGUGGAUCAGAGAGGGCUGGUUGGACUAUCUGACCCCUCAGUUGUAUUGGAAGAUAGACCCCCCGCAGCAGAGUUACACAGCUCUGCUCGACUGGUGGCUCCAACAAAACCCUCACCAUCACCAUGUAUACCCCGGCAAUGCGGCGUACAGGGUGUUCGACAAGAGCCACUGGCCCGUCACCGAGAUCCAAAGGCAGGUGGAAGAGACGCGCCAUCGUGCAGCUCAGAACUCACUGGGCAACGUCCUCUUUCGGAUGGGCUCCUUACAUUCUUCGGUGUAUGGCAUUUUCCAUGACAAUUUGUACAGCAACCCUGCUCUAGCUCCUAUAAUGUCAUGGUUACACACGAGCUUCACGGGCCCCGCCAUUCCUCAAAACGUGGUGACUGGACCGAGCUAUAUCACGUGGUCUGUGGAUGAGACCGGAACAGUGCGGUCAUGGGCAGUUUAUGAACUGAAUGGUGCGUCUUGGAAACUCGUCAAGGUGAUGAAUCGAGACAUAGUUUACUUCACUGUCCCUCGUCACGGGAAAUACGCUGUCAGGGGAGUGGACAGACUGAGUAGAGAAAGUGGUGAAGUUGUCGUUGUUGUGUCCGGAAAUAUAUCUGUCCUUGGUUAAACAAAAUAAUGCAAAGCAUCAACGUAUUUUUUCCCCACAUAUAUGGUUUCGUGAUAGUGUGGUAGCAAUCACGGUUUGUUUUGAACAAGGCUAAAAGUAGAUGACAUGUAGAUAUAAUGUUAUAAAAGUACAUCUAUAACAAAGAAUUUUGCGAUCAACGUUUCCUUUAUGAUGUAAAAAUGGAUCCAUGGCAAUGGCACAUAAGAUUUUUUCUGCUUAUUCCAUCUUUCUUUACAUAUGUAGAUUGCGGUGUGAAACUGUAGACAAAUAUCCAGCCACUUUGCUGGGCUCCCCUAAUAGUCGGGCUGUGUACUGCUAUAUACGGAUUUUGGGUGUGGGCAGCAGAUUACUGUGGGCGAGCCACACCUGACCGUUCGGUGGAUUGACCGCGCCGCUAGUGGCAUGUUUACGACCACAAUUUCUUUUGUAUUGUACUGAACGGUGGUAGUUAUCCGUAAGUUUUGUGUUUAGAAAAUAUUUUUAAAAAAUUGUUAAAAUUCGUUUUUGUUGUGAAAGUGUUCAAUGCAUCGUUUUUAUAGUUUACUUUUCUAGUUCUACGGAGCAACGUCGAAAUAGCAAAAGGAAUUUCCGUACCACAAAACAUUUGGCCUUUUUUAAUGUUUCCGACUAAAUGAAACUGGAAACUGAAGGCCGCGGUUACAUACUGUAUGUAUUGAUGCCAACAAACCCGACAAAACAUGUUACAUAUAACGAUGUUUUCCCCACAUUGUAAUAACGGGAUAUGUAUAAUCUGGAGAGGAGGUGUCCCUUCCAUAUUGUACGUGACUGAAGUAAACCGCAGCACCCUAUGUGCCAUCAUAAAGUGAAACGUCAGAGAACCGUGUGCGUGCAUGGCCCGAAGAAUCUAUAGAUUGCUGUUAGUUUACUGAAAACAUUCACCCGUAUGGUGAUCUAUCGGCUGGAUCAUGUGAUCGACAAGUAUGCCAACCCUUCUGCACACGAUCGAAUAUUUCAGAAUAUGUAGCGGCUGCUGGACUCAAAACAAACGUUCAUCUGUGAUCCAAAUUUGUACGAGUUCCUUACCUAUGUCAACAGGUGUCCCUUCUCAUGCAUGGAAGAUUUCAAAAAGUAAGUUGAACCAUGUGUUAUCUGUCAAAUUGCAUUUGAGCAUGCAGUUAUGGCCUUAUUUCCAUAUGUAACCGGAGAGGGCAUAAUCAGCCAAAUAUACCAUGCAUACAUCGAAUGCAUCACAUCAUGCAUACAGCGAAUGCACCACACCAUGCAUACAACGAAUGCACCACACCAUGCAUACAACGAAUGCACCACACCCAUAAACGCCUGAACCAUGCAGAGGGUGAGAAAUGUUGAGCACGAGAAAGGGGAAACGAUGACUUGAAGAGUAAUCAGUUUGGUGUCCUACUACUCGCACGCAGCAGGCGAAAAAUUAAGUCGUUGUUUUUAUUGUGGACAAGCUAAUUCUUGGUUGCGAGCGGUCCAAGUGUCAAAAUCACCACGGCCAAGACACUUCGGCUAACAUGCGCUCAUCAAAAUGAUCACUCACCUACCAAGAUGAAACCUGUUCUACGACGGUUACCAUGCGCCUGCCAAGAUGAAACCUGUGCUACAACGGUUAUCAUGCGCCUGCCAAGAUGAAACCUGUGCUACAACGGUUACCAUACGCCUGCCAAGAUUCGCCUUUGUAACACGGGUAUGGCGAGGAAAGUAAGACAGAA